Molecule: messenger RNA, 1839 nt
Organism: Eupeodes corollae
Lineage: Eukaryota; Metazoa; Arthropoda; Insecta; Diptera; Syrphidae
Exons: 2
Coding region: 81-1559 (492 amino acids)
Cellular component (GO): nucleus
Molecular function (GO): DNA binding
Source: RefSeq, a predicted model, not a curated record
ACAGGGGUAAGUAGUAACACGCAUUUUUUACCUAUAUAAUAGAACAAUUUUAUUUUUUUUUCAACUCAAACUUUUAUUCAAUGCUCAAUGCAUCAUAUAAGCACAGUCAGUAUCCCACUGGACGUCAUAGGAAGCGGCUGUGUGCAUGCGCUCUGAUAAGAAUGAGACACUACAAAAGAAAAACUGCACGUGCUACCCAAAGCCAAGAUGUUUUCGAAUUGGCCUCUGCUAAAGUCUUGGAAAAUAAGACCAAUCUACGAAAUGCUGCUAAGGAGUUUAAUUUAUGUCGUGUAUCGCUAUCUAGAUAUUUGAAAAAGAAGAAGAAUGGUAAACCUUUAUCAGUGGGCUAUGUCAAACCCAGAUUGGUUUUUCAAGAGGAAGAAGAAGCUAAAAUAUCUGAGUACUUGGUUAAUUGCUCCAAUAUUUACUUUGGAUUGUUGCCUUUGGAAGUCAGAAAAUUGGCAUACCAGUGUGCUAUUGUGAUUAAAGCGAAAAACCUACCUCCGUCAUGGCGUGAAAAUGAAUUAGCUGGAUCCGAUUGGUUCAAAAAUUUUAUGAAAAGGAAUCCAAGACUGUCUAUAAGGACCCCUGAAGCUACAUCUCUGAGCCGCGCAACAUCAUUCAAUAAAACCAACGUUCAAGAUUUUUUUGGGAAGCUUACAGAUGUUAUGGAUAAGUAUAAAUUUUCACCAUCACAUAUAUAUAACAUCGAUGAAACUGGAGUAACGACAGUCCAUAAACCAAAGAAAAUUGUGGCUCCACGAGGACAAAAACAAGUAGGGGCUAUUACUUCUGCGGAAAGAGGUACCCUCGUCACUCUAGCAUGUGCCAUUAAUGCCUCAGGAAACUCCAUACCGCCUAUGUUUGUGUUUCCAAGGCUCAGAUACACUGAUAUUUUUGUAAGAGGUGGACCGCCAGAAUGUAUUGGAGCCGGAAAUUCUUCUGGAUGGAUGACGGAAAAAGAAUUUAUUUUAUUUCUAGACCAUUUCAUCAAGUAUGUCAAACCUUCGGCGCAAGAACCUGUCCUCCUAUUACUUGACAACCAUCAUUCACAUGUUAACAUCGCCGUCGUGAAAAAAGCUAAGGAAAAUCACGUUAUCAUGCUAUCGUUUCCUCCCCACUGUUCACAUAAUCUGCAGCCGUUGGAUGUUGGAGUUUACGGUCCGUUCAAAAACUACUUAAGCCGAACACAAACAGCAUGGAUGCAUAACAACCCAGGGAAAACGAUGACUAUUUAUGAUAUUCCUGGAAUCGUUAAGGAUUCUUUGCCAUUAGCAAUUAAUCCUUCAAAUAUAAUGAAUGGAUUUAAAGCCACAUGCAUAUGGCCUCUGAAUGCAGAUAUUUUUAAAGACUAUCAUUUUGCACCAUCUUAUUUUACGGAUCGGCCAAAUCCUGCAAGCAAGGAAUCUGAAACAGAUAUGAACAUUACUGCCCCUAGCUUGACAACAAAUCUUUCUUAUACAGGAUCAUUCGAUAAUUGUUCUUUAGAUAUAAGUGUCAGUGAAAUCAUAAAUUCUCUGGAAAAUUGUGACCCAAUAACUUCAAACUUUACCAAAUAGGACACUUUAUUUAAAACAGAUGUACGUGGAGGUAUAUCUGACUUUGAGCCGACUCCUGGACCUUCUGGCCUUCAAAAGAUUAAAGAUUUCUCUCCAUCUAAAAUAAGACCUUACCCGAAAGCACCACCACGAAAAUUGACUAACCGCCCUCAACGAAAAAGAAAGUGCUGUGUCCUCACAGAAACGCCAGAGAAGAACGAAUUACAAAACGAAUAUGAAGAAAAGUUAAAUAAGAUAAAGAAAAAACAAGAGACGAAAAAUAAGAAAAGCAACGGGAAAA